Molecule: messenger RNA, 2558 nt
Organism: Musa acuminata subsp. malaccensis (wild Malaysian banana)
Lineage: Eukaryota; Viridiplantae; Streptophyta; Magnoliopsida; Zingiberales; Musaceae
Product: protein FAR1-RELATED SEQUENCE 5
Biological process (GO): regulation of DNA-templated transcription
Molecular function (GO): zinc ion binding
Source: RefSeq, a predicted model, not a curated record
ACCGUACGGUGAACCUAACCCAAUCUAGUUCAGGCAACGCGGCGCCUCAGCACCACCGGGUGUCCUCCAAGUCUCUUCCCGCCGCCGCCCGGCAAUUUCUUCUUCCCCGCUUUGCAACCCUAACUCAAGCGAUCAGAUCGAUGGAGCACUCUUCGAGUGAAGAUGACGAGUUGGUCGAGGAUUAUCUGGAUUUUGAAGAUGAUAUCAAGGCAUCAGAUGUUAAUCAUCAACAUGAAGAAGCUGCAACAUCCGUUGCCAGCAGUAACAUGGCGUUAGUCGAGCAGGCCAUUGAAAAUGAGCUUCUUGCUGCUGAUGAUGGUGAUGCGAAGAAUCAGGUGCCAUGUCUUGGAAUGGAAUUCGAGUCUGAUACAGUGGCAAGGGCAUUCUACAAUGCCUAUGCAUUGCGACUUGGCUUUGGCAUUCGAGUGGCACGGUCACGCAGUGAGAGGCGGAAGGGGGUUGAAGUGAUGGUCAUGAAGAGGUUUGUCUGCUUAAAAGAGGGCCACCACAAAAAGAAGGUUACUGAAAAUGGCACCAAGAAGAAGCGCAAGCGUCUUUCCAUCAGGGAUGGUUGCCCUGCCAUGAUGGAGGUUGUUCGGAGGGGGCCUGAGAAAUGGGUUGUCACUAAGUUGGUCUUGGAGCACACACAUAUGGUGGUCAGCCCAGAGAGGGUGCGUGAGAUCCAGCUCAGUCGCCUCUCUGGAAAAGAUAGGGAGCAUCAGGACUUCCUGAAAGAGAUGCGGCGAAGGCUAUUUGGAGAAGGAGAUGCUCAAGUCCUUCUUGAGUAUUUCAAGAGGAUGCAGGCAGAGAAUGCUGGCUUCUUUUAUGCAAUGCAGGUUGAUAACAGGAAUUGUUUGACAAAUGUGUUAUGGGCAGAUGCUAAAGCCAGAUUGUCUUAUAAUUAUUUUGGAGAUGCAGUUACUUUUGACACGACAUAUAGGCAGAAUAAAAACAUGAUACCAUUUGCUGCAUUUACCGGUCUAAAUCAUCAUGGACAGACAGUUGUUUUUGGAUGUGCCUUGAUGAUAGAUAAGACAGAAUCCUCAUUUGCUUGGUUGUUUGAGACAUGGCUGACAGCAAUGUUUGGACGCCACCCACUGUCUAUUACUACUGAUCAAGGCAAGGCUCUGGCAUCAGCAGUUGCAAAGGUCUUUCCUGACACAUGUCACCGUUUAUGUAGAUGGCGUGUCCUAUCUAGAUGCAAGAAGAAGUUGUCUGAUGUGUACCGUAGGCACCCCACCCUUCAUGAUGAAUUAAAGACAUGCAUCAAUGAUUCUACCACGGUUGAAACCUUUGAAGUUUAUUGGAGGAAAAUUCUUGAUAAAUAUAAUCUUAGGGAGAACUCAUGGUUGCAAAUUCUAUAUAAUAUCCGCCACAGAUGGGUACCAGCAUACCUAAGAGACUCCUUUUUUGCAGAAUUGUCUACGACUUCGAGAGUAGAAAGUAUGAACAGGUUUUACAGAAGAAACUUCGUUAGAGAGAGCUCCUUGCAAAUGUUUAUUGCAAAAUUUGAUCAAGAAAUGGACAACGGUUAUGAAAAAGAAGCCCAAGAAGACUGUGCUAGUCUCAGUACCCAACCAAUUCUGAAAACUGACUCACCUAUGGAGAAACAAGCGGCCAGUAUUUACACUAGGACGGUAUUUGAGAAGUUCCAAGCAGAACUCGUCGAAGCACUGAACCACUAUGCGGUGAAAAUUCAAGAUGGAUCUAUGAUCAAGUACUCUGUUGGACGGGAUGGGGAUGCUCAUAAUCAAUAUAUUGUUUUCUUCGAUGAGCCCGAGAAGAAAGCAUAUUGUAGUUGCUGCAAGUAUGAGGUUUCAGGAAUACUUUGCAGACAUGUGCUUGGUCUCUUCUUGGCAUGUGGAACCAUUCUUCUUCCAGAACAUUGCAUUUUAAAAAGAUGGACUAAGAAGGCAAAGAGUGACUCGGUAGGACAUGAAAUUGAGCUUGAAGUUCAAAAUUAUUCACAGGAUUCACCAAUCUUGUGGUACAAUGAUCUCUUGCAUUAUACCAUGAAGUUUGCAGAGAGAGGAGCAACAUCUUCAGAGGCAUACAAGAUUGCAAAGGAUAUGCUGCAAAAAGUCUUUGCUCAAAUCAUUAGUUAUGAGGAAAAUGUGGCUGAAGGGAUGCCUCAUCACGUGGGAAAGGUCUGAUAUAAUUGCUAAUAUGGGAGGAGUUGAUGCCAUUACUACAAUGGUGCAUUCAAAAGCAGAUGGAUUUGGCCUUUUCUGUGGCAUUUUUUAAGAGGUUAUUGUAGUCAUUUCUUAGUUGGUUGAGAAGUGCUUUCUCUUUUUCCAAGCAGGUUACUUGAAUUCAAAGGCGAUGAAAGUGUCCUCCGCAUAGUGACAUAUGACAAGUAUAGGUCUACACUUUUUUGUCUUAACUUGCUGUUUAUGAUUUAUCAAUGGCCAUGUUGAUGUAAUACUUUUAUUAUGAAAGUUGCAGCUCCCCCCCCUCAUGGCCAAGGUUUCAUGGCUAGCAUCUUUAUGUAAAUUUGAGUAGUGAUGGUUAGCUUGUUCUUUCUUUUAGUUAUUUAAGGUUCCAAUAUUUUCUUUUUA